AUGGUGGCGGCCAGGGGCGCGGCAUUGGACCACAUGGUUGAGGAGGGCGGUGCGUCGACCAAUUGCGAGGAGGCGAACAACGACGCUGGCGGGCCUGACAUGGUGCACGCCAUGCUGGACAGCCUCCGCGAGGAGGCGGCGGAGCUGUGGCACAAAGGCGGCGGCCCAGCGCUGCUCGAGAUGGGGCAGCCCACCGCAGAGUACGCGCACCACCUCCAGCUGUUCACGCACCGGCUGCUGGCGGAGGCGCUGCAGGACAUGCUCAACGACCAGACAGAAGGGUCUGUCGAGCCCACGGCGCCCGAGAAGGAACCCCCGCUGGCAGCAGACAAACCCGACCCGGCGUCGGCGGGGCUGGCAGGGGUGCUCGAGAGGCGAGACAAGCUGAGCGAGGUGCGCAAGAAGGAUUCGCCCGAGGAGAGCGACGAGCUUGGCCAGGCGGCGCGCGAGCACGCGCAGCACGUGCAGCGGCUUCUCGUCGAGUCCAAUCUGCGCGACGGGAAGCCGCAGCGCACGCUGGCCGCGGCCAGCGAGCGGCUGGAGGAGCCACUGUCGUGGGAGGCGCCUGAGCCGCGCGCCGGCGCCGCGGGGCCGCCGAUCGCGAGACCUGCACUGUACGGCAACCUCUACCUCACAGAGCCGCCGUUGCGGCUGCGCUGCGUGGCCGACGGCUUCGCGACGGCGGCGGAGUGCCGCGAGGCGUGUGGCCACUGCAUACAGGGCAUGCACUGCAUGUUCCGUCGCGGCGGGCAGACCUCGCUGGCGGUGUCCCGGGAGCUGCUGGGCCGCCGCUUGGGCGAGGAGGGCUGCCAGCUGGUGUGCCAGCUGGUGGAGCGGACGCGCCUGCGGAUCAUCCAAGACUUCGGCCUGCCGCAGGACGCGCCGGAGAGGCCGGCGCUGUUCGAGAGCGGCGGGUUGUUGACGCGGCUGCAGGCGGAAUGGGAGCGGGACGUGUGGGAGAUUAGCGGCGAGGAGGAGCACGUGUACUGGAACGCGCACGUCGACAAGGCGAACGUGGCGUCGUACGACUACGCCGCGCUGCUCUACCUGAGCACGCAGGGAGAGCACCACGAGGGCGGCGACUUCGCCUUCAUCGACGCGGACGUGGACUGCGUUGUCUCGCCGAGGAGGGGGCGUCUCCUGGCCUUCACGGCGGGGCCGGAGAACCUGCACCAGGUGAGGCGGGUUACCCGCGGCACCCGGUUCGUGCUGGCGAUGUGGUUCACUUUGUCGGAGAAGCACCGCGGCGACUGA
This is a messenger RNA of Prorocentrum cordatum, 1254 nucleotides long. The record is from the annotation of a GenBank genome assembly. NCBI's taxonomy places the organism in Eukaryota, Dinophyceae, Prorocentrales, Prorocentraceae.